Fomitiporia mediterranea MF3/22 is the source of this 654-nucleotide messenger RNA. RefSeq lists its product as uncharacterized. The transcript has 7 exons. The coding region runs from base 1 to 654 and encodes 217 amino acids. NCBI's taxonomy places the organism in Eukaryota, Fungi, Basidiomycota, Agaricomycetes, Hymenochaetales, Hymenochaetaceae. The record is from RefSeq and is a predicted model, not a curated record.
AUGGCACCUCAUGGGGGUGACAUUGCUGGCAGUCUUUUCCAAAACUAUGGAAUAUUCGCGAAAGGACAAGCCGCCCCUGCUUCUCUCCAAGCAGGCAGUAUCUUUACUGAGUUGCAGUGUUGCGACGUUUUCGGAGCCCUUGGAAGCGGUUUCGAGCACGCAUGCCACCUAACAGCGAAAACAAUGCAACUUCGUUUCCAAAGAUUUCAAGAAGAGCGAAAUGAGACAGUUUUUCAGCUCCUUUUUCUUCUCAUCGAUACUCCACUAUCUCCGCUUACACGCUCCGGCAGCGGAUGUAACUCUGCUAGUACCGUGGAGACGCGAGUACUCAAUCUGGCGGUCUGUUCGAAAGAGCUACGGUUUAGAGUGCGUCACAUGGAUGACCCGACCGACGAGCAGAAUGAUUUGGAACGUCCACGAGUGUCAAUUACGAUGAAGCCGCCUUUCACAAUCUCGAAAGUCCAACUCGACGACCAGCAGCAUAAACACAUCGUCGACAAACUCAUCUCCGUUAUCGAGACUAUCAAUGCAAUCUGGAAGCGUAAAAGCCAGAGCUCUUACCAAUACUCUGUCUCAAGCCCAUCGAGUGGCUAUGCUCAGGACAUGGACGAUGAUAAUAUCGCAUGGGGCCCUGUUUCUCGCAAAAGGAAAUGA